Molecule: messenger RNA, 1276 nt
Organism: Danio rerio (zebrafish)
Lineage: Eukaryota; Metazoa; Chordata; Actinopteri; Cypriniformes; Danionidae
Product: zgc:172182
Cellular component (GO): cytoplasm; nucleus
Source: RefSeq, marked provisional
GCCAGGAUCACUGCAGCUCACUGCGGUCGAGAGCCCUUUGUGAAGAAAUCUGAUUUUAUUUCUGCGGAAUAGCGAGAUUAAACAUGACAUCUCCUCAGAAAAUCCCGAUAGACCUGAAAAUGAUGAUCAAAGACACUAAACAGGAUAUGGAUGAUGUGCACCAGGCCCUGGAAAAACUCAGAAGUCUUUCGCAGGAAGAGCGUACAGAAGCAGAAGUGCUGCGCUCGAGAAUCGAUGAGCAGUCUACUCUCAUCUGCAUCCUGAAAAGGCGAGCGGACGAGAUGCUCCUGCGCUGUCAGGCUCUGGAGAAGAUCAACGCCGAGCUAGAGAACCUGAGAGCCAAUGUGCAGGUGGAGCUGGAGAAUGAGAGGAAAAAAUCUGAACUGCUGGAGCAGAGGUUCAUGGACCUGGCCUCAAACCACAGAGAGCUCAUCAACUUCAAGAACGAGUACAAAAGCCAGAACGCAAAGCUGGAGAAGGAGAAUGAGAGACUCCAAAAGGAAAAUGAAGCUCUGUUCAGUGAGGAAGUGCAAGAGAAGGAGGAGACCAUUCUCAAACUGACCCAAGAGCUUAAGGAUUUGGCAGAGCAACAUAAGAUACUGGAAAAUGAGUAUCAGGAGAAAACAACAGGUUUCCAGAUUAAGCUGAAAGAACUUAUGAACCUCCAUCGGAUCAAAGAAGCGUCUUUAAAGAACGAACUAAGCGACACACAAAAACAGCUGAAGACUGCUGUAGAGAUGUGUGCAGAGCUUGAUCUUAAACUAAGACAAACUCAAGUAAAGGAAUCAAUGAGAGAGACAGACACUCAAGAAAGACUGGAGAAACUCAUCAAGGAAAAGGACGAGCUAAUUGAUCUCUCUGUGCAGCGUGGAAAAAUCAUAAGGGACAAGCAAGUUGAAAUUCAGGAGCUGGAAAGGAAAAGGCAGGAAGCUGAGAACGGCAGACGACAUGCAGAGGACAGGUUUGAGAAGGAAGCAGCAGCCGUGAACAGUGAGUUAAGAGUGAAGGAACUUCGAGAGGCUUUAGAGAGAGCAGAAUUCUCCUGCAAUGAGUUGAAAAAGGAGUUUGAGGCAUUGAAAAAGCACAGCUGUGAACUGCUUGAAAAGGAGAAGGAGUUAAACUGCAAACUUCGCCACAUGAUCAUCUGACUCUUCCAUUCCAUUCCAUCUGUAUUUCUACCAUCAGCUAAAUCAGGCUUAAUCUUGAGAAAACCAUUCACUUCCUGCUGAGAUGGAUGGAAAAGAAUUAAAGGGAUAGUUUUCAGCUUUCUUUAAAA